Momordica charantia (bitter melon) is the source of this 1436-nucleotide messenger RNA. RefSeq names its product sequence-specific DNA binding transcription factor. Gene Ontology annotation, biological process: cytosolic ribosome assembly; ribosome biogenesis. Lineage: Eukaryota; Viridiplantae; Streptophyta; Magnoliopsida; Cucurbitales; Cucurbitaceae. The record is from RefSeq and is a predicted model, not a curated record.
UUAAAAAUUUUCCAGACGGCUCAAGAGUAUUGAAAAGCUUCGCUUGGCGUGUGUGGUGGUUUUCAUUCUCCAGUCGGCAAAAUUCAGAAGGGCGAAUUCGCGAGUGAAGGAGAAGAGAGCGCAAAGAUGUCCCGAUCGCUGGUGCAGCCGAUCGGACAGAAGAGGCUCACCAACGUCGCGGUGGUUCGUUUGAAAAGGCACGGUCUCCGCUUCGAGAUUGCUUGUUACAAGAACAAGGUCCUUUCAUGGCGUUCUGGCGUGGAGAAAGAUUUGGAUGAGGUUUUGCAAUCGCAGAUUGUUUAUUCAAAUGUUUCAAAAGGAGUUCUUGCGAAAACAAAAGAUUUAAAGGCAGCUUUCGACACAGAUGAUCAGACGGCCAUUUGUUUGAAGAUUCUAAAAGAAGGGGAACUUCAAAUUGCAGUGAAGGAGAGGGAGGCUCAAUUAUCCAAUCAAUUUCGUGAUAUUGCAACCAUUGUUAUGCAGAAGACCUUCAAUCCUGAAACUAAACGCCCUUACACCAUUAGCAUGAUCGAGCGGCUGAUGCGUGAAAUUCAUUUUGCCAUUGAUCCAAAUCACAGUUCAAAGAAACAGGCACUUGAGGUCAUUCAUGAGCUCCAAAAACAGUUUCCAAUUAAACGUUCACCUAUGAGAAUACGCUAUACUGUACCUGAACAGAAUUUUCCAUCUCUUCUUGAAAAGUUAAAUGCAUGGAAUGCUAGUAACCUUUCCAAUGAUCAGUCUGGAAGUCAGCAACGAAGUGUUAUUUGUGAAUUGGAUCCUAGCUUUUAUCGAGACUGUAAUCCCUUAAUGAGUGAACUACAAGGAAGAUUUGAAGUUCUCUCUUUCUGUUUGCACGAGGAAGGGGACACCAAUGUGGAUCAAUAUGAUGACGAUUUCGACAAUGGGGAACUGCCGCCUAGGCAAGUCAAGGAAUCGUUGAUUCCUCAGCUAAGUGAAGCUUUACAAAGACAGACAAUCUCCGUCGAGGGUGAAAAUGCACCAAAGGAAGGAAAACGCUGCAGCACAUGUAACGUUGCUGUGGGGGAUGCUACUCAAUUUAGAGAGCAUCACAAGGGCGAAUGGCAUAAGCAUAAUGUGAAGCGCAAAACCAAGAAUCUCCCUCCUCUGACCGAAGAAGAGUGCAUGGUUGAAUUGGCAAUGGGCAAUUCCGAGUCCGAUUUGAAGGAUUAUUCAUUUUGAGCUGCGCACUUUGAAUGCUCUGGUUGUAUCGGUAUGAGUUUGUUACUUCAGUUUUGGAGUUUAAUAUUGAACGUCCUGUUGGGAAGAUACUGUAUUUGGUUAGUGAUAGCUAGUAUCUACGAGUCCUAUAUGACAGUUUCAAUGGUGUCACGAUCUCAGUUUUUGGGUUUCAAUGAUGUUCGAUUUUAAACCGAGAUUGUAUGACAAUUUCAUAACACAAUCCAUGUUUUAUCCCA